AUGACGCUUGUGAAGUCAAUGACCAAGUAUUUAGCGACGCAUUUGAAGUCCUUUCAUAAGCGCGGUGUUAAAAGAGUGACGCUGGAGAAGCGAAUUCUCGGGCUAUUCUUCACAAAGAAAAAUAUCAAAAUCAAGCCUCCGAAAAAGGAAUACUUACGCUGCAAAGUCAUCAGAGGACACAAGAGGAUUAACAGGCAAAUCCAAAGGUCGACUGCCCCAGUACGAACCUUAAACAAGUGCGCCGAAUCAAACACUUUUUCUAUGGUAAUUUGGGAAGUGAUGAAAAAGCAUUAUAGCUCAUGCACAAUAAUAAUAUAUAUAGCCAAGCAGCAUUCCGAACAGAAAAGAUAUGAACCAGAGCACUUCUCUUAUACAGUCUAUACCUAAUUAGGCAUCUUAAAACCCUAAAAGAAGAUUUGUCGUUUUUAUUUUUACUUUUCAAAAAAAUUGACAAUUACAAGUUUUUUUAGAAAUUAAAAUGGAGGCCAAUAAUGAUCUGGUAAAAUGCAGGAGCUAUAUUUCAGCAAUGAAGGUGAGCUCGAGCUGGUCAGCAAGACAGAGAGUGGACCCAAGACUGAUGGGAGAAGCAAAAGGACUGCAAAAGAGCAAGCAUCCCAAAAUAGCUACAACUCGUUAUUCUGCAGAGAAUACUUUCAAUCAGCAGCAGUCAGACAAUCGUUCUUUUAUUAUGUCGAGUACUUAUUUUCGUAUCUUAAUCCCGAAGAUUUAUGUGAAAAAUUUGACCUAACUGCUCCAGCCAAAUGUGACAAUUUUUUUGUCGAUCUUAAAAAAAAAAUUAUUUAUAUUUCUUUUUUUGGCAGUUUGACAAUAAAAUAAUAAUUUUUGAAACUCGCUCCUGGAGGAAGGAUUAAGAUGUUGCAAAAAUGAGCAUGACGGAAAAUGCAUUCAAAAGUGACUCAUUUUGAAGAAGUACCUUACUCCCCCUCUAUGAGUGAAAAAAAAAUUGUUAGCACACGGAGGGGAGUUAAUUUUUUUUGUGAAUUUAAAAAAAUUCCAUUUCGAAAAAAAUUUGGAAAGCAAAUAUUUAUUUAAUUUGCAAAAUUUAUGUUUUAUAGUGCAAACUGCUUAAAAUUAAGCAGAAUUAGCUAGAGAUUUCAUGAUAAUAAUUAUCACUUAUAUAUAUAUUUGUUCACUCAUGGAGUGGGGAGGAGUUAGCUAUCAUAUGAUUGAAGACCUCGGCUUGGAACCCUAUCUUCCUAUUCAGGAAGAAGACUAUUUUUUACCAAUGCUGAUGGAUUUGGAAAAUAGCGACGAUUAA
Messenger RNA from Blepharisma stoltei, 1279 nucleotides. Lineage: Eukaryota; Ciliophora; Heterotrichea; Heterotrichida; Blepharismidae. The record is from the annotation of a GenBank genome assembly.